ACCCUAAUCCCCACCCGCCGCCAUGUCGUCCCCGCCGCCGGCCGCCGCCGCCGCGUCCCCCUCCUCCGAGCUGACCAAGUCCAAGAAGAAGAAGAGCAAGUCCAAGGACGCCGACGCCGUCUCCGCCCCGCCGCCGUCGCUCGCCGAGGCGGAGGCGAAGACGGACGGCUACAUCAUCAAGCCGCAGUCGCUGGUGCCGUCGCUGGACACCUCCACCUGGCCGCUCCUCCUCAAGAACUACGACCGCCUCAACGUCCGCACCGGCCACUACACCCCGCUCCCCUCCGGCCACUCGCCGCUCAAGCGCCCCAUCGCCGAGUACCUCCGCUACGGCGUCAUUAAUCUCGACAAGCCCUCCAACCCCUCGUCGCACGAGGUCGUCGCCUGGAUCAAGCGCCUCCUCCGCGUCGAGAAGACCGGCCACAGCGGCACCCUCGACCCCAAGGUCACCGGCAACCUCAUCGUCUGCGUCGACCGCGCCACCCGCCUCGUCAAGUCGCAGCAGGGCGCCGGCAAGGAGUACGUCUGCGUCGCCCGCUUCCACGCCGCCGUCCCCGAGACCGCCCGCGUCGCGCGCGCCCUCGAGGCGCUCACCGGCGCCGUCUUCCAGCGCCCGCCCCUCAUCUCCGCCGUCAAGCGCCAGCUCAGGGUCCGCACCAUCUACGAGAGCAAGCUCCUCGAGCACGACCCCGACCGCCACCUCGCCGUCUUCUGGAUCUCCUGCGAGGCCGGGACCUACGUCCGCACGCUCUGCGUGCACCUUGGCCUGCUGCUCGGCGUCGGCGCCCAUAUGCAGGAGCUGCGCCGCGUCCGCUCCGGCAUUCUUGGGGAGCAGGACAACAUGGUCACCAUGCACGAUGUCAUGGACGCGAGGUGGGCGAUGGACAACUACAACGACGAGUCCUACCUGAGGCGCAUUGUCAUGCCUCUCGAGGUAUUGCUCACUAGCUACAAGAGGCUUGUUGUUAAGGACUCCGCUGUUAAUGCUAUCUGCUACGGCGCUAAGCUUAUGAUCCCCGGGUUGCUCCGGUUCGAGAAUGACGUCGAGGUCGGGGAGGAGGUGGUUCUCAUGACCACAAAAGGGGAGGCCAUCGCUAUUGGCAUCGCCGAGAUGACCACCGCUGUUAUGGCUACCUGUGAUCACGGCGCGGUGGCGAAGAUCAAGAGGGUGGUGAUGGACAGAGACACGUAUCCGAGGAAGUGGGGGCUUGGCCCUGUUGCGCUCAAGAAGAAAAAGAUGGUCGCGGAGGGGUUGCUGGAUAAGCAUGGGAAGCCAAACGAGAAGACCCCGGCUGAGUGGCUCCGCAAUGUGGCGCUUCCUACUGGUGGUGAUGCGAUGAUUGCUAGCAUUGCAGCUGCUCCUGAAGAGGCGAAGGUUAAGGCGGAGCCGGAUGUGGUUGUGACUGAAGAGGUCAAGGAGAAGAAGAAGAAGAAGAAGCACAAGGAUGAGGAGGAUGCUUCUGAUGAAGGCCGCAAGAGGAAGAUUGAAGAUGACGACGCGGCUGCUUCUGUGCCUGUAAAGAAGAUCAAGGUUGAAGAGAGUGCUGAAGAGGUAGAAGGGGAGAAGAGCGAGAAGAAGAAGAAGAAAAAGAAAGACAAGAGUGAACAAGGAUCAGGCGACGCAGACUUGAAGGAAGAGAAGGGUAAUCUAUCUGAUGAGGAGAAGGGUGGCAGUGAGAAGAAAAAGAAAAAGAAGAAGAGCAAGGAAGGAGGUGAUGUUGUGGAUCCAGAGAGCGCGGCAAAUGGAGACGGCACUGACGCUGAGAAAAGUGCCAAGAAAAAGGAGAAGAAAAAGAAGAAGAGUCGAGAUACAGAGGAGGCAUAAUAGGUAGAACUAUACUAUGCAUUGGCUGGAUGUACCCUUUGUAUUGUGGUUGUGGGGAAGUUCCAAAUGCCUAUCUUGGAUCGCUGAGCAUCCCCUUGCCAACCACGAAUGAUUUUAGGCUUAAAAGGCCUAAUAGCCCAUCCUUGAAUUACUGCCAUUUUACGGUGGUAAGUAGCAAUAUUUCCAUUGAACUUGUUGAACAAUGAGACAUGUAUUGCCGUCC
This is a messenger RNA of Oryza brachyantha (malo sina), 2048 nucleotides long. Its product is annotated as H/ACA ribonucleoprotein complex subunit 4-like. The record is from RefSeq and is a predicted model, not a curated record. The transcript has a single exon. The coding region runs from base 23 to 1825 and encodes 600 amino acids. Gene Ontology annotation, molecular function: pseudouridine synthase activity; RNA binding. Lineage: Eukaryota; Viridiplantae; Streptophyta; Magnoliopsida; Poales; Poaceae. Gene Ontology annotation, biological process: snRNA pseudouridine synthesis; box H/ACA sno(s)RNA 3'-end processing; mRNA pseudouridine synthesis. Gene Ontology annotation, cellular component: box H/ACA snoRNP complex.